This is a messenger RNA of Penicillium samsonianum, 660 nucleotides long. Its product is annotated as SRPBCC domain-containing protein. Bases 1 to 660 code for a protein of 219 amino acids. The record is from RefSeq and is a predicted model, not a curated record. Lineage: Eukaryota; Fungi; Ascomycota; Eurotiomycetes; Eurotiales; Aspergillaceae. The transcript has a single exon.
AUGACGACCUUGACAGACCCAACCAACGCCACCCGCGCAACCCCCAACAUCCCCAUCGACAAAGCGACUCUCCACCUCGGCAGCUCAACCUUCAUAAACGCCCCCUCCCAAGAAGUCUGGGCCGCCCUAACGGACACCUCAACCUGGCCAAGCUGGAACACCUUCGUGCCACGUGUAACCGUCCGCUCCCAGCCAACCCCAGACCCAUCUCCAUCCACCUCCGCACCGGACCCAGCACCAGCAUCAACAUCCACACCAACCACCCAAUCGACAAGUACAAACCUAUCCCCAAUCCUCCAAAAAGGCACAAAGUUUACCUUCCACGUCCGCAUGGACACAACCUCCACCAAGCCCCAGCCCUCAACAGACGUGCACCUCCUCAUCAGCGAAUUCAGAGCGCCGAACGCGGAGACCGGCGAGGUCGGCCGUAUUGUUUGGUGCUUUGACCCCGAAGCGCCUGGUUCAUAUUCGCCAUCACUUUUGAUGGCGGAGCGCGUGCAUGAGAUUACGGCUGUUGAGGGCGGAACGGAAGUGCGUAAUUGGGAGGCGCAGGUUGGGUGGUUGGUUUAUGUAGUGCGGUGGAUGUAUAAGGCUAAGCUACAGGCGAAUUUUGAGAUGUGGGUUGCUGAUUUGAAGGGAUUUGUUGAGGGGAGGCAGUAA